AUGGCAGUUGCAGGAAGUGCUACCUUCUCUACAUCACUCUCAACAGUAUCUACCUUACAAAACCGACAUGCAUCACAAUCCACAACCUUUCUUGGCGUUCCCCUAUGUCAGAGUAUGUCUGUUACGAAGAAAAAACCACCGCAUAGGUUUCUAGUGGUGGCAGUGACCAAAGGCUCAACAGAGUCAAGUAAAUCCGACGAAAAAAUCCCGUCGUGGGCUAAGCCUGAUUCCAGUGAACCUCCCCCAUGGGCUCAAAAUGAAGCACAAAAGGGAAGCUCUUCUUCUUCGGAACAAGGAUUUGAGAUUCCGUUUUAUGUUUAUUUACUUGCCUCUGCUAUCACUGCAAUUGCCGCAAUAGGUUCGAUAUUUGAGUAUGUGAAUCAAAAGCCUGUGUUCGGUGUUUUGAGUUCUGACAGUAUAUUUUAUGCUCCUUUGCUUGGUUUUUUCGCCAUCACCGGCGUUCCUACUUCGGCCUUCUUGUGGUUCAAGUCUGUUGAGGCAGCCAACAAGGAAGCUGAGGAACAAGACAAGAGAGAUGGUUAUAAGUGA
Molecule: messenger RNA, 549 nt
Organism: Vicia faba (fava bean)
Lineage: Eukaryota; Viridiplantae; Streptophyta; Magnoliopsida; Fabales; Fabaceae
Source: the annotation of a GenBank genome assembly